Molecule: messenger RNA, 4711 nt
Organism: Diospyros lotus (date-plum)
Lineage: Eukaryota; Viridiplantae; Streptophyta; Magnoliopsida; Ericales; Ebenaceae
Product: protein NRT1/ PTR FAMILY 5.2-like
Exons: 3
Coding region: 379-2169 (596 amino acids)
Biological process (GO): transmembrane transport; dipeptide transport
Cellular component (GO): membrane
Molecular function (GO): dipeptide transmembrane transporter activity; tripeptide transmembrane transporter activity
Source: RefSeq, a predicted model, not a curated record
UUUACAUGAGAGGGACAAACAAACGCGCAAAAGUCAAAAGUGCCUUUCGUGCAGCCGUUGCUGCGGUUAUCUCACGUGCUACGUCAAGUGCAUAAACCUUGAAGCAACAAUGUACUCAAAUAUUUGCCGCCGGGGUAGGGGCGCCGGUUCUGGGCGCAACCAGAGCGGUGCAUGCCUUUUCAAUUUCGUGUUCCUCUGGCAAUGCUUUUUCAUCUAAAGUGCAUGCUAUACGUUCGCUCAGUGUAUCCAAGAGACGAAUAGUUUGACCAAAGAUGGAUGGGUUUACCAUAAAUAGAGGGCAGUUGCAGCAGGCUGUGCCAACCAAGAGUUUGUGAACUAUCUCGAGCAAGAUUAAUUAAUACUAUUAUUAUUAUUAUUAUGUUGGCUGAAGAAGCUGGCAGCGAUGACCAUACAGAGGAUGGAACUGUGGAUCUCAAAGGCAACCCUGUCCGUAGGUCCGAGAGAGGCCAAUGGAGGGCUUGCAAAUUUAUUGCUGUGUACGAGCUGUUUGAGAGGAUGGCGUACCAAGUCUUAUCAUCUAGCCUGAUGAUUUACCUGACGAAGAGGCUGCAUCGGGACACUGUCUCCGCCGCCAACGUCGUCACCAACUGGGUCGGCACCGUCUAUAUCACUCCGAUCAUCGGCGCCUACGUCGCCGACGCCCAUCUCGGCCGCUACUGGACCUUCCUCAUCGCAUCAGCAAUUUAUCUUUUCGGUAUGUCAAUCCUAACGUUGGCAGUUUCAGUCCCCGGAAUAAAACCACCUCAAUGUUCGGCCGCCGCCGUCCAAUCCGGCGACUGCAAGAAGGCCUCAACGCUUCAACUAGCAGUGUUUUACGGCGCACUCUACACGCUGGCCAUCGGCACCGGCGGGACGAAGGCCAACAUCUCGACCAUCGGUGCAGACCAGUUCGACGAGUUCGAGCCCAAGGAGAAGGAUCAGAAGCUUUCCUUCUUCAACAGGUGGAUGUCCAUCACAUACACCGGCACGCUCUUCGCCAACACAGUUCUUGUGUACAUACAGGAUAAUGGGGGGUGGACUUUGGGAUACGGGCUUCCCACCGCCGGCCUGGCCGUACCGAUUUUGAUCUUCCUGGCCGGCACGCCCUUCUACCGGCACCGGGUGCCCACCGGAAGUCCCUUCACGAGGAUGGCGAAGGUCAUUGUCGCUGCCGCGAGGAAGUGGAAAGUGCAGGUUCCCGGCGAUUCCAAAGAACUCAUCGAACUGAAAUUGGAAGAGUACGCCAAGAAAGGAAAGUUUAGGAUUGAUUACACGCCCACCUUGAGGUUCCUCAACAAAGCCAGUGUAAGAACAGGUCCUACAAGUCCAUGGAUGCUCUGCUCAGUCACUCAAGUGGAGGAGACAAAGCAGAUGCUGAGAAUGAUACCGAUCCUAGUCGCAACAUUCGUUCCAAGCACAAUGAUCGCGCAAAUAAGCACCCUUUUCGUCAAACAAGGUACCACACUCGAUGGAAAUGUUGGCGGCUUCAAAAUUCCCCCGGCCAAUCUAACCGGAUUUGUGACAAUCUCCACGAUUGUCUGUAUGGUGAUCUAUGACCGUUACUUCGUCAAGAUGACGAAAAAAUGGACAAAGAAUCCCAGAGGAAUCAGUAUGCUUCAGAGAAUGGGGAUUGGAUUUGUCCUCACCAUCAUCGUCAUGCUAAUUGCAUGUCUUACGGAAAGGUACAGGCUAAAGGUGGCCAAGGAUCAUGGUGUAGUUGCAAGUGGAGGACAAGUUCCUCUAACCAUAUUCAUCUUACUCCCUCAGUUUGUGCUCAUGGGAACGGCUAAUGCAUUUCUAGACCCAGUAAGGACUGAGUUUUUCUAUGAUCAAGCACCCGAGAGCAUGAAGAGUCUCGGAACUUCCUAUGCGAUGAUUACGGUAGGAGUUGGGAACUUCCUCAGCAGCUUCCUUCUUUCAACUGUUGCUCACAUCACAGAGAAGCACGGUCACAGAGGGUGGAUUCUUAAUAACCUCAAUGCUUCUCACCUCGACUACUACUACGCGUUUUUCUGCAUUCUUAACAUCUUGAAUUUCGUUUUCUUCUUGGUAGUGACCAAGUACUACGUCUACAAGGCUGAAGUUUCCCCUUCAAUGGAAGUUCUUAGACAAGAAUUGGGGGGACCACCGCAGACGGUACCUGUCCAACCACAGCCUGCUGGCUCUUAAAGUUGAUCCUUCGUGAUAUAAGGUGAAACAGAGGUUCCCUAGUCACAAUAACACUAAUAAUGCUCCUAAUCAAGUAAAUAUUGCUAUCCUAGGUCAGGAUUCUGAGAGUUCUAGUAGUCAGGUUGUUGGAGAUUUUGUGCAAACAUUGAAUUCUAUUCAGUAUCAACACUUGCUGAGUAUGUUAAAUUCUCAUUUUGGUGCAUCAAAGUUGAAGACAGAACCUGAUGCUCCACAUGAGCAAGCAUCAAGUAGUUGUUUUUCUAUAUCAGUGAAUCCAAUGCUUAAUAACCCUAGGUAUUAGAUAAUAGGCUUAGGAGCUAUUAGCCAUGUGUGGUUUAGCAAGACUUCUUUUUAUUGCUUAAGGCUUGUUAACAACACAUAAGUCACAUUACCUAACCAUUCUCGGAUAGCUGUGCAUAGGAAAUGUGUUAUUUGUGCCACAACUCAAAUUCAAUUUACUUUCAAUGAGUGCUUUAGUAGAAGGUAAUACUAUGGGCCUCAAUUUUUCUUUUCAUUCAUAUUUUGUUCAAGAUGUACAUCUUUCGAAGAUGAUUGACAGGGGUAAGCUUCAUGAAGGCCUUUAUGUACUUGAUGUUGAUUCUUUCCCAGCUAAGGUAACACUCCUGAUGUUGAUGGUUCUGUCUCAAGCUCUCCUUGUCCUAUUUUUCCUAGCAAAUCUGCCUAGGGUCUCGAGGCCUCCUUAUCCCCAAGAUUUCCAUUGCAAUCUAUUAUCAUAGAGUCCUUUACCCUCUACUAAAUCUUUGUAUCCCCUAGAUUGUUUUGUUUCUUACUCAAGUUUGUCUUCUCCUCAUAAAUAUCUACUUCUUAACAAUUCUUCUAAUCUUGAGCCUCAAUUUUAUCAUCAAGCAGUGCACUAUGCACACUGGACGGAUGCUAUAACAGCAAAGUUGGAAGCUAUGCAUAUGAAUCAUGCUAUAACAGCAAACUUUGUUUCUUACUCUCUUGCCUCAUGAUAAGCAUGCUAUGGGUGCAAAUGGGUAUAUAAAAUUAAAUAUAAAUCAGAUGGUUCUAUCAAAGAGGUAUAAGGCUCGUCUAGUAGCAAAGGGGUACACACAACAAGAGGAGUUGAAUUUUUUUGAUACAUUUUCUCUUGUUGCCAAGUUGGUCAAGAGUCAAAAGUUUUAUUGGCUUGAGCAGCUAUUCACAAAUGGCCUCUUAUCCAACUACAUGUUAAUAAUGCCUUCCUCAAUAGGAAUCUUUUUGAGAAAGUAUAUAUGGAUCUCCCUUUUAGCUAUACCCUUAAGAUUGUUGCUCCACCUAAGGGGAGCGUUUGGUGUACAGGCUUCAGAAGUCCAUAUAUGAGCUCAAGCAGGCUUAUAGACAAUGGUUUUCUAAAUACUCCUUUGGUCUUGUUGAGUAUGGUUUCCAUCAAUUCAAGUCUGAUUACUCUUUGUUUACAAAAGGUGUUAGUUCCCCCUUUGUAGCCUUACUUGUCUAACAGAUGGUACCUAUCCAACCACAGCCUCCAGACUCUUAAGUUGAUCCAAUAUGUUAUCGAAGAUGAAAAGUUUACAUAGUGACAAGAAGAUUUCUACUUGUUCAACCAAGAGGAGACUGAUUUCAAUUCUUCAAAACCCUUUUAGUUUAAUAUAAAUUUUAUGGUAGCUUUUGUAAGGUUCAUCUAUAAACUUAUAAACUUUUCAAGCCUUUUACUGUUAGUUAGUGUAUGCCCUACAAUUUAAGUGUUAAGUAAUACUUGAUACACUAAGAUCUGAUUUUGUUAGUGUAUGUCCUGCAGCUUAAGUGUUAAGGUAUACUCGAUACAUUAAGAGUUGAUAUUGUUAAUGUAUGACUUACAAUUUAAGUGUUAAGUUGUACAUGAUAAAUUAAGAUGUGACAUAUUUGUUGAGUAAUACAUUUAGUUGUUUCAUGUGCAUAUUAUCUAUUGGAAAGCUUUGUCUUUUAUAUUUAUUUAUUCAUUAAGCAGUUACUUAAAUACAACAUGCCUAAUGACAAAGUCCCUAUGUUUACUUUGUGUAGAAAUGAAUUGAGAUGUGACUUCAAUUGUAAGGUUUUUGAUACACCUAAGAGUACAACAUUAAAUCUAUCCCUGGUCAAAAGUGUCAUCAAGACAGGAGUUAAUGACAUAGAGAGAUCAGUGUGUGCUAUGCUAUUACCUUUGGGAAAGAUAGUAGUUUAUCUUACAAACUAUGGGUAUGGGAUACCUAAGUUAAUACAUGGGUGGUGUUGGUGAGUACAAGUUCACUGGACUAAUCCGACCAAAAGGAUUCCUUAUGGAUCUUACAAGAAAGUAAAGAAACCUCUAGUGGCAGAUAUGCCAUUUGGAGAAAUAUAGCUUAUAAGUCUAUAGUCAUAGCAUGAUAGUAAUCUUAUGAAAACUAUACUUUUUGAGAAUCAAAGAAACAUGUUAUGUAUAGAGUUCGUGAAUUCGAUGAUUGGGUCGAGGGUUGCCCCCUCUUCCCCUCACUCUCUCUUCCCUAGCUCUACUCGCUUUGAGUCAUCAAACCCUUCAUGACUUCUUUGGAUUGUGAUGGGGGAAAUCCACCAAAGUUAGCCAGAU